AUGGCUUCCUUUGACCGCUCCGCAAUCCUGGAGAUCGAGGAGACGACGCGCGACCACAACCGCCACGACCGGAGCGACGUCAUGCACGAGGUCUACUCCGCGACGGCCGAGGAGCUCGUCGACGCCAACGGCGUCGAGAUCCGCGCCCUGAGCCGCCUGGGCGAGGCGCCCGCCGCCGACGGGUCCGCCGUCGCCGUCUGCGCGCUGCGGUGCGGCGAGGCGGUCUGGGAGGCGUACCGCGAGCGCGCGUGCGACGAGCGCGCGCUCGCGCUCUGCCGCCGGCUCACGCUCUCCGCGGGCGCGCGCGCGCGCGCGUCGCCGGGCGUCUUCGGCUGGGCCAUGGCCCGCGACGAGCGCUUCGUCGGCGCGGCGCUCCUGGGGCCCGGCGACGAGGCCGCGUGCGUCGUCGCCGAGUACGCGGGCUUCGAGUCGGACUUUGGCGCGGGCGCCGCGGCGCAGAAGCUCGCGCACGGCAUCUGGGAGAAGACGAUGAAGCGCGCGCGCCAGGCCGUGUCCGCGGACGCCAAGGCGAGCCGCGUUUUCGGCGACGCCGUGGGCCGCGAGCUCCAGCGGCUCUCGGACACGGCCGGCGCCGCGCUCGACGACGGCGACGCGUCCGCGGGCCCCUGGUGCGGCGGCUGCGGCGUCGAGCUCGGGGCCGGCCCGCCGAACUGGGUCCGCGUCUGCGGCGGGCGGGGCUGCGGCGCCCUCGUCUGCGAGGGCUGCUGCGACCAGGGCGGCUUCUUCCGCAAGGCGGCCGAGGCCAAGGCGCGGUGCCAGGGCUGCCGGGGCCGCGCGGCCGCGCGGCGCGAGAUCCUCGACGGCUGGGCGUCCGCGGACUCGCGGCGCGUCGCGCUCACGCGCCUCGGCCGCGCCUUCGCGUCCGUGGACGCCGCCGGCGCGGGCCGGGUCGGCCGCCACCUCUUCGGCAAGCUCCUGCUCCGGUCGCGGGACAAGUGGGGCGACGGCGACGGCGACGACGACGACCCGGCGCUCGGCGACGCCUUCGCGGCCGCGGACCGCGACGGCGACGGCUUCGUGGAUCUGCAGGACGUCGUCGAGUGGCUCUCCUCCGCGGCCCAGUCCCAGGAGAAGAAGAACGACCGCGCGACGCUCGCGCUCGCGAAGCGGCGCAGCGACGAUUCCUCCGCGUCCGGCGUCGAGGACGACCGCGGCGCCUUCGCGGCCUGGCCGCUCUCGGAGGCGUCCGCCACGGUCGGCGCGGUGGAGACGUUCCUGCUGAAGCUCGCCAAGGGGCGCCUCGCGUUCCACGAGGCGCGGGACCGCGACCCCGUGCGCGUGCUCGUGCUCCACCCGGCCGUCGUCGACGUCGCGCGCGUCGACGAGAAGGCCGUGAAGCUCGAGCUGACGCUCGAGGAGCAGACGGAGACGCUGACCGUGGCCUUUGGCACCGAGGACGCCUGCGGCGAGUGGUGGGCGGCGGUCUCCGAGACGCUCGCGAUCCACCGCCGCCUCCGGAGCCCGAAGCCGGCCGCCGCGGACGUGCCCGUCGUGCUCUUCGACGAGGAGCCCAAGACGCCCGCGGCCGGGUCCAAGAAGCACCGGCGCCGGUCCGUGCGCUUCUCCGACGCCGACGAGGUCGAGGUUUCACGCGGCUUCGCCUUCGACCGCGUCGUCAAGCAGGACGGCUCCGUCAAGUGGGAGGUGUCGACGCCGCGGCGCGCAAAGUCCGCGUGGCGCACCGUCGUCCGCCUCGUGAUCCGACCGCCGCGCGCGUCCUACGACGUCGGCGAGCUCGGCCCGCUGAGCUUCGAGAUCCCGAGCCUGCGCGACGCCCAGAAGAAGCUCGCCUGCGUGCGGAGCGACUUCACGGUGGUGAACGACGACGGCCUGAAGCUCGCGUGCUCGCUCUGGAGCCGCGUGCUCGACGCCGACGACUUCGACGACCGCGCCACGUGGCGGCGGCCGGGCAGGGCGUCGACGGAGAAGCGGCCCAAAGCCUUCGAGAAGCCCUGCGUGCUCUACCUCCACGGCAACGCGUCCUGCCGCUUGGAAUGCCUGCCGCACGUCGCGCCGCUGCUGAUGCUCGGCUUGCGGGUCUGCGCGGUCGACACGUCGGGCUCGGGCCUCUCCGAGGGCGAGUUCGUGACGUUGGGCGAGCGCGAGGCGAAGGACGCCGCCUGCGUCGCGGCGCACCUCGUCGCGGCCAAACGGGCGUCGGUCGUCGCGCUCUACGGGCGCAGCAUGGGCGGCGUCGCGGCGAUCCUGGGCGGCGCGCGCAAGGCCGCGUUCGGCGGCGCGCGGCGCGGCGUCGUCGCCUGCGUCGUCGCCGACUCGCCCUUCGCGUCGCUGGCGGGCCUCGUGGACCGGCUGGCGCGGAACGCGGCCUGCGGCGCGCUCGGGACCGCGCAGCCCGCGGAUUUAGCGGCGGACGGGAAACCGAUCGACGACGCGUUCAUCCGGGACGUCCGCGGCGGUUUGCGCGACGCGCCCCGGGCCAAGGCCGCCGGCUUCUUCGCCGGGCUGUCGGCGCGCGGCGCGCUCGCGGAGUCGGCGGCGAAGGCGGCCAUCGACGCGGUGACGGCGGAGGUGAAGAAGCGCGCGGCGCUCGACGUCGCGUCCGUCGACGCGUCGCUGGCCGUCGCCGCGCUCGACGCGCCGCUGUUGCUCGUCGCGGCCAACGGCGACCAGCUCAUCCCGCCGCGGCCCAACGCCGGCGCGCUGCUGAAGUUGUACGCGAACGCGAAGACGGGGCCGAAGAAGAGCCAGCGCCAGCGCGACGCGGAGCUGCUCCUCGUCAAGGGCGGCCACAACUCGCGGCGCCCCCACUCCUGCGCGCGCAAGACCUACGAGUUCCUCGCCAAGCACCUGUCGGCCCCGGGCACCGACGACGCGGAGCUCGACGCGGCCGCGGCGAAGCUCGACGCGUACCGGCCGAAGAUCGCGGGCGGCCACGCGCCCUGGACCUACUGCGCCCAGGCGCUCAAGGCGCCGACGAAGGACCGCGGCGGCGAGUUCCGCUCGGGCAUGACCGACGCGCGCGAGAAGGCCAUCGCCCGCGACAUCUCCAACAUCUUCUGCGGCUGA
Messenger RNA from Aureococcus anophagefferens, 3048 nucleotides. RefSeq lists its product as hypothetical. The record is from RefSeq and is a predicted model, not a curated record. Gene Ontology annotation, molecular function: calcium ion binding. The transcript is spliced from 3 exons. NCBI's taxonomy places the organism in Eukaryota, Pelagophyceae, Pelagomonadales, Pelagomonadaceae. The coding region runs from base 1 to 3048 and encodes 1015 amino acids.